UCUCGUUGUCCAGGUUGGGGCGAGAUAUCGAUAUAGUUCACCCUGGUUGAUUAGUAAAGAUCCUGUAUGAUUGUCCUUGUAUAAGUAUAGUAUGUACAAAGUGUAGCGGCAGCUGAAGGGGAGGGUCGACCUGUAUACUGCCUAGAGCCACUAUGAUCAGUAUUACUUCCUUCCUGCUCUGGGCGGAACACGUGGUCUUUACCCUGGUCAUCCUAUGGGCAGUCCAGACAGCGUUCCUACACGGACUCGGUGGACUAGUCGGUCAACUACUUCGGUUUUUGAAACUGACCGUUCCCGGGGUGGAUUCACUGAUUAAGUCCACGCUCCAGAAUGAGGUCCAGGGGUUCAUUAACCAGGUGAAGAGUGACCCCUCCCGAACCAGCGGGCAGACGCAGGCGGCCGCCAAGAGGAUUGUUGUGAUACCAAAAACAGGAAUUCCGCCAGCUGAACUGUUAAAGGAAAUGAACGCCAUGAAGGAGCGGGAGGUGGCUGUGAUGGAGGAAGGGAAGAUCUUCGCCUAUGUCUACACACAGGAGAACGACAAGCUGGAGCAAGUGCAGCUCGAGGCUUUCAACCUUUAUACUGAGCAACCCCAGCUCUCUACUCACCACGAUAAACUUGUGCUGGAGGCCCACCACGCUUUCCUACACGAGAACGCGCUCAGUCCCAUGGUGUUCCCCAGUCUACGAAAAUUUGAAACUGAAGUGAUAUCUAUGAGCGCCAAUAUGCUUCACGGGGAUGGUCACGUGGUCGGCUCUCUUACGUCAGGAGGCACGGAAAGCAUUCUUAUGGCGGUAAAAACGUACAGGGACAGGGCAAGGAAACUUUUCCCUCACAUCAAAGUUCCAAACAUGGUAGCGCCCGUCACUAUCCACCCGGCGUUCGUGAAGGCGGCCCAUUACUUCGGUCUGGAGCUGGUCACAGUGGCCGUGGACCAGGGAUCUCAGAGACCAGACAUGGCGGAGUAUGAACAGGCCAUCACUGCGCAGACGAUCGUCCUCCUGGCGUCUGCACCCCAGUACUGUCAUGGCGUCGUGGACCCUAUUCCUGAGAUCUCUGAGAUUGCCGUCAGACGCGGCCUACCUCUACAUGUUGACGCUUGUGUUGGAGGUUAUAUGUUGCCAUGGGUGGAAAAAUUGGGUUACCAGGUCCCAGCGUUCGACUUCCGGUUGCCUGGCGUGACGUCAAUGUCAGCUGACCUCCAUAAGUAUGGGUAUACUUUCAAGGGCGCCAGCGUGGUGCUGUACCGUAGUGAAGAGCUGAGGAAAUACCAGAUCUUCGCGUACUCAGGAUGGCCAGGAGGGUUGUUUGGGUCGCCGAGCAUGGCGGGAAGUCGUCCAGGUGGUACCAUCGCCGCGGCCUGGGCAGCUAUGAGGGUUUUAGGAGAGGACGGGUACACAGAUAUCGCCCGUCAACUGAUGAACGCUAGGGACAAAGUUCUGGACGCUGUGCGUAAUAUUCCUAGCCUGCAGGUGGUCGGUGAGCCAAAUAUGACUAUAUUUGCACUGAUGUCAGCAGAUUCUAAAUUUGAUAUUCUGGUCCUGGCAGAUAUCCUGGAGAAUAAAGGCUGGAAAAUAGAACGUCAGCAACUUCCAAAUUCUAUUCACUUCACGCUGAUGCCUCACCAUCUGAAUGUGCUGGACGGUUUCAUUGCAGACCUGAAGGCGGCGGCAGAGGAAGUGAAGGCAAACCCUGGCCAGUCAGCGGGCGGCACUGCAGCCAUGUACGGCAUGAUGGCCAAGAUUCCGGACAAAGGAAUUAUUGACGAUUUCAUCGUGGAGUUCUUCAGCGAGAUGUACAAGAAUUAACUGUCCAUAGCUUAGUGAUCUCUAAGAAAGCCCACUGCAUGAACGUUUUACGCUAUCUGGGCUAGAAAUGGGGGACCACGGCGAGCAUGAAGUCGUUGAUAUGUGAGGGGCACAAUGUAAAACUUCACACGUGGCUCGGUGUCUGAGCGCCUCUCACAUUCUGCAGUACAUUUAUCUGUACAGCAACGUCUUCAC
Lingula anatina is the source of this 2003-nucleotide messenger RNA. RefSeq lists its product as uncharacterized. Gene Ontology annotation, molecular function: pyridoxal phosphate binding; carbon-carbon lyase activity. Gene Ontology annotation, biological process: carboxylic acid metabolic process. The record is from RefSeq and is a predicted model, not a curated record. NCBI's taxonomy places the organism in Eukaryota, Metazoa, Brachiopoda, Lingulata, Lingulida, Lingulidae.